Saccostrea cuccullata (small rock oyster) is the source of this 1150-nucleotide messenger RNA. RefSeq names its product acetyl-CoA carboxylase 1-like. The transcript has 8 exons. Lineage: Eukaryota; Metazoa; Mollusca; Bivalvia; Ostreida; Ostreidae. Gene Ontology annotation, molecular function: acetyl-CoA carboxylase activity. Gene Ontology annotation, biological process: fatty acid biosynthetic process. Gene Ontology annotation, cellular component: mitochondrion. The annotation marks the transcript as partial. The record is from RefSeq and is a predicted model, not a curated record.
UAUGGGUCUGCCGCUGUACCGGUUGAAGGACAUCAGACAGCUGUAUGAAGUGGAUACGUGGGGGGACAGUCCUAUUGAUUUCUCUAACCCCUCCAUACACCCCCGACCCCGGGGCCAUGUCAUAGCAGCCAGAAUCACCAGCGAAAACCCUGACGAAGGAUUUAAGCCUAGUUCUGGGACUGUCCAGGAGUUGAAUUUCCGCAGCAGUAAGAACGUGUGGGGGUACUUCAGUGUGUCUGCCACGGGGGGACUACAUGAGUACGCUGACUCCCAGUUUGGACACUGCUUCUCCUGGGAGAGAACAGGGAGGACGCCAGAGAGAAUUUGGUGGUGGCGCUGAAGGAGCUCUCAAUCCGUGGAGACUUCAGAACCACGGUAGAAUACCUCAUCAAACUCUUCGAGACUGAGGAAUACCAGAACAACAAGAUAACGACGGGCUGGCUGGACAAGCUGAUAUCUGAGAACGUCCAGGCAGAGAAGCCGGACGUCAUGCUGGGUGUGAUAUCCGGAGCGCUCCAUAUUGGGGAUCACCAGAUCCAGGAGUGCUUCCAGAUGUUCCAGACCUCACUGGAGCGCGGACAGAUCCUGCCGGCUACGUCGCUCAAAAACCACGUGGACGUGGAGUUCAUCAGUGAGGGGAUCAAGUAUAACGUCAAGGUGGUGAAGACAGGGCCAAACAACUACUUUAUUUGUAUGAAUGACUCCAUGCUGGAAGUGGAGGCACACAGACUAAGUGAUGGGGGCUUGUUGAUCUCGUUUGACGGAGCCAGCUUCACUACUUACAUGAAGGACCAAGUAAGCAGCUACAGGAUAACCAUAGGAAACAAAACCUCUGUACUUCAUAAGGAGAAUGAUCCUACCAAACUCAGCUACAGGAUUACUAUAGGAAACAAGACCUGUGUACUUCAUAAGGAGAAUGAUCCUACCAAACUCAGUUACAGGAUUACCAUAGGAAACAAGACCUGUGUCCUUGAUAAGGAGAAUGAUCAAACCAAACUCAGGUAUUGUAUAAAACAGUUACAGGAUUACUAUAGGAAACAAGACCUGUGUACUACACAAAGAGAACAACCCUACCAAACUCAGCUACAGGAUUACUUUAGGAAACAAGACCCUGUGUCUUUCAUAAGGAGAAUGAUCCUACCAAACUCAG